Molecule: messenger RNA, 348 nt
Organism: Bacillus rossius redtenbacheri
Lineage: Eukaryota; Metazoa; Arthropoda; Insecta; Phasmatodea; Bacillidae
Exons: 1
Coding region: 1-348 (115 amino acids)
Source: RefSeq, a predicted model, not a curated record
AUGCAUGCCACCUUGGAAGCGAUGCUGCCACCUGCCAUGCGCGCCACUGAAGGUGCCACGCCCCUUCUGCCCACCACGUGGGCCACCUUGGGAGCGAUGCCGCCACCUGCCACGCACGCCGCUGAAGGUGCCACGCCCCUUCCGCCUGCCACGCGGACCUCCUUGGGUGCGAUGCUGCCACCUGCCACUCACGCCGCUGAAGGUGCCAUGCCCCUACCGCCCGUCACGCGUGCCACCUUGGGCGCACCGCCGCCUGACGUUGAAGGCGUCGCGACACCUCGGCCGCCCCCAUUGGCGACAGGUACGGUCCGCACUGACACCACGAGGACGCAGGACUCACCAGGUUAG